Molecule: messenger RNA, 4949 nt
Organism: Sorghum bicolor (sorghum)
Lineage: Eukaryota; Viridiplantae; Streptophyta; Magnoliopsida; Poales; Poaceae
Product: RNA polymerase II C-terminal domain phosphatase-like 3
Exons: 11
Coding region: 344-3985 (1213 amino acids)
Cellular component (GO): nucleus
Molecular function (GO): RNA polymerase II CTD heptapeptide repeat phosphatase activity
Source: RefSeq, a predicted model, not a curated record
CACCAUUCCCCUCUUCCUCUUCGCUUUUUUCCCCCAAAUCUCGCGUGCUGUCCGUCUCCGUGUCCUGCUCCGCCCCGCGGCUCGCUCCCCCUCCCAGCGCGUGCGCCUCCGAUCCGGCGGGUUCCGGCGCUGCGCCCGUCGAUUGACGCGAUUCGUCUGGCAGGGUACCGGCCGGCGCCUGCGCGCGCCGCGGAUCGAGGACUGGGGUCGCCGGAUUCGGGCGCCGCGGACGAGCGAGACCUAGCUAGGCGCCGGAGUCUGUGACGGAGCUAGCUUCGGCGCGUGGUUGGUGGUGGUGGAGGAGGAGGAGGAGGAGGAGGGGGAAGGGAGCGGUCGGUCUCAUAUGCGCGUGACGGUCACGCCCAAGGACGAGGAGAGGCUGGUCGGCUUGAUGGCGCGGGAGCGGCCGCGGUCCACGGUGGUUGCGGCGGGCGGAGAUUUGGUCACUGCUCCCGGCGGCGGCGAGGGGUCGGAUGGGGACUCGGCGGGGUCGAUAGAGGAGAUUUCAGCUGACGACUUCAGGAAGGACUCGUCGUCGGCGUUGGGCGGCCCCGCCGCCGCGGCGGCUGCGGGGCAGAGAUCUAGGUCUUGGGUGGGUCCGCCCGCCGUGGGUUACAUGGCGCGGAACUUUGGGCACGCCUUCAACAGCUUCGCGUGGUCGCAGGCCGUGCGGAACAAGCCGCUGGGGUUACAGCCGCCGCCUGCCUCGGACGAGGACGAGGUGGAGCAUGCCGUGGACGCGUCCGACGGGGAGAAGGAGGAGGGCGAGAUUGAGGAGGGGGAGGCUGUGGAGGCCGAGGCAUCGCCUGCCCGCGCACAGCCUGAGACCAUCGACUUGGACGCGGACGCGGACGCGCUGGAGAAGUCAGAGUCGCUGGCUGGUGCUGUGCCUGCCUCUGCUGCUGAGGAAGAGGAGGUGAACCUUGAUCAGCGUGUCGGCAGUAUACUGGAGGAGCUUGAGAUGGUCUCCAUUGAGGAAGCCGAGAAGUCUUUUGAGGGUGCAUGUGGACGACUGCAUACCUGCUUUGAGAACCUGAAGCCGCUGUUCCAGGAACUGGAGAACGGGAGCCCGAUGGCUAUACUUGAACCCCUCAUGCAGCAGGCGUUCAUUGGAAUUGACACACUCACCACUGUGGCGAUUUCGUAUAACUUGCCGAGGAGUGAGCAGAAUAAGACAACGCUUUUGAAGUCGUUGUUCCACAUAAAGAACAGAUAUUCAGACAUGCUGACUCCCGAGCAGCGAGACGAGUUGGACAGCCGCGUGAGGAAGUUAGUUUUUGGAGAAAAAGACAAUGUCAGUGACCCAAGUACAAGUAGUGGCACCAAUGCGAUAAAUGUUUUGGCUCCAUCUGGGCAGGUCUCAUCCUCAGGAGGACUGCCAUUUGAAUCAGGUGCAGCAAAUCCAUUUAGUAGCUUGCCGAGGUUGGAAGUACCUGCCAAAAGGAUUAGUCCCUUGUUGGAUCUUCAUGCAGAUUAUGAUGAAAACAGCUUACCAUCGCCAACCAGGGAUAAUGCACCGCCUUUUCCUGUGCCAAAGCCUAUUGGUUUUGGAGCAUUUCCAAUGGUGCCUGAGAAAUUAUCUUUCCCAGAAAGAGUUGAGCCUGCAAAGAAUUCGUUAUAUCCAUCCUUAAAUGAUCCUCUGAAGGCUGUCUCCUCAUAUCAGCAGAAGUAUGGGCAGAAAUCUGUAUUUCCAAGUGAUGAUCUGCCAAGUCCAACUCCAUCUGGUGAUGAGGGUAAAUCUGCAGAUAAAGGUGGUGACAUAUUUAGUGAGGUUUCCAGCUUCCCUGUUCCAAAGAGUAUUGCAUUGCCAAGUACAAGCCAGAUGCCUGCUUCUCAACCUAGCACAGUCAGCAGCAGUGGUAUUAGUUAUGCAUCUGGUCCACCUGGUUUUGCUAAACAAAUUGAGCAGCCGGUUGCAGGUCCAAAUCACGCAAUAAAGGCAGCAUCGAAAAGUAGAGAUCCAAGGCUCAGGUUUUUGAACCGUGAUUCUGCUGGUGCUACAGAUGUGAAUCGGCGCGCAAAUUUUUCAGAACUGAAGGAUGGGAACUUGGGUGGAGCGUCAGUUGGUAACCGUAAACACAAAGCAAUUGAUGAUCCUCAGGUGGAUGAAAAUGUGUUAAAAAGAUUUAGGGGCGGAACUGCAAAUCCGAGAGACUUGCAACCUACAGGGAAUCCUAAUCAGCUUAUGAACAUUAGGGCUCCUACAAAUAGUAGCGGUAUCAAUAUGAAAACUUUGCAGCCCCCUCAAACUACUGCUCCACAUGUCAGUGCAGCUCCUGCUGUCCCAGUGCCUUCUAUGUUGUUAAAGGACAUUGCUGUGAACCCAACAUUGCUUAUGCAUUUGAUCCAAAUGGAACAUCAAAAGAAGUCAGCAUCAGAAACUCAGGGUGGCAUGUCUAGUGGGAUGAGCAACAAUGGAAUUGCAGGCAUGGUUUUCACACCUGGCAAUGCUCCAAAGACCACAGAAGCUGCACAAGUCCCCUCUGUUAGGCCACAGGUUCCAGCGCAGACACCUUCUUUGAACUCACAAAAUGAUGGUGGAAUCCUUCGCAUGAAGCCCCGUGAUCCACGACGCAUCCUACACAAUAACGUAGCACAGAAAUCUGAUGCAAUGGUCUUGGAGCAAGUGAAAACUAAUGGAAUUACCCAGCCAGACUCUCAGGGCACCAAGGACCAGACUAGUUCAAUGCCUUCUCAACCAACUUUGCCAUCUAGCGUUGCAAGGCCAUUCACAAACACAAAACAUGUUGAUCCUGUCUCUAAUUCACAGUUAGCUGCUACAGCUAUAAUGGCUCCUACACAACAAGCUUUGGGCAGCAUAAAUAAGGUGGAUCCAAGACUAGCAGUUGAACAGAAUGGGCAAAAUGCUGAUGCAACAACAACUGAUGCUUCUGCAACAGAACUUGAAGCUACACAGCCUGUUAGCCCAUGGGGUAAUCUUGAUCAUCUCCUUGAUGGAUAUGAUGAUAAGCAAAAAGCUCUGAUACAGAAGGAAAGGGCAAGACGAAUAACGGAACAGCACAAAAUGUUCUCAGCGCGAAAGCUAUGCCUGGUGCUUGAUUUGGAUCACACCCUUCUUAAUUCUGCAAAGUUUAUAGAAGUGGAACCCAUUCAUGAAGAGAUGUUACGGAAGAAAGAGGAGCAAGACAGGACUUUGCCAGAACGUCAUCUCUACCGUUUUCAUCAUAUGAAUAUGUGGACGAAGUUGAGGCCAGGAAUAUGGAACUUUCUUGAGAAGGCUAGUAACCUAUUCGAGUUGCAUUUGUACACUAUGGGAAACAAACUGUAUGCUACUGAGAUGGCCAAGGUUCUUGAUCCUACUGGAACCUUGUUUGCUGGACGAGUCAUAUCAAGAGGUGAUGAUGGCGAUCCCUUUGACAGUGAUGAGCGAGUGCCGAAAAGUAAAGAUUUGGAUGGGGUACUGGGUAUGGAAUCUGCAGUCGUGAUCAUAGAUGAUUCUGUAAGAGUCUGGCCUCAUAACAGGCACAAUUUGAUAGUUGUAGAAAGAUACACCUAUUUCCCCUGCAGCAGACGUCAAUUUGGCCUUCCUGGACCAUCACUUUUAGAGAUUGACAGAGACGAGAGGCCUGAGGAUGGUACCCUUGCUUCUUCACUUGCGGUCAUUGAGAGAAUCCACCACAAUUUCUUUUCACAUCCUAACCUCAAUGAGGCUGAUGUGCGGAGCAUACUAGCAUCUGAGCAGCGAAGGAUCCUUGCUGGUUGUCGUAUUGUCUUUAGCCGGGUUUUCCCAGUUGGCGACGCCAGCCCCCACUUGCAUCCUCUGUGGCAGACUGCAGAGCAGUUUGGUGCGGUCUGCACAAACCUGGUUGAUGAUCGGGUUACUCAUGUUGUUGCCAACUCCCCUGGGACAGACAAGGUGAAUUGGGCAUUAUCCAAAGGCAAAUUUGUGGUGCAUCCAGGAUGGGUAGAAGCUUCAGCCCUGUUGUACCGGCGCGCCAACGAACAUGACUUUGCAGUCAAAUAACACCCUCCCUGAGCCCCAAUCCAUCAUAUAGGCUCCAGGGAAGAAUUCUUCUCGGGAUGGGAUAUGUUCAUGGUAUCCUAACAUGACUAAAAAAAAGCAUAACAACAAAUCUAAAACCGGACCAUAGUAAGAAGGAAAACCACCACCACCAAAAGAAUUACAGGCCUUAAAAGAAAUGGUAACGAAGAAAACGCUUUAUGAAGGCCUGGAAGAGGGGACUGGGUCUGUGUUGGACCUCAUUACCUAGGUGGUGAGUAUUUGGUCAAGAUGUCUUUUUGAAAGAGCCUGCAAAGAUGCGCGAAAAGGUAAAGAUGAGCAGAUGCUCACCGCCUCAUCAUCCUUUUGUAACAUGUAGUAGUAAAAGAGGUGCAAUUUUGGAAGAGUCCUAGGUUCAGAAAUGUUGCUUCUGGCCAAAGGAAGGGGGGUUUUUGCCGUUUUGGUAGCAGCCGCUGGUCGCCCAUCAAAAGUGUGAUCUGAACUGACAACGGCGGCUUGAAUCUUCGGGGCAGGGCAUUUUUUAUAGGAUGGGUUUGCUAUGUCAGUAUUUGUGUGUGUUAGCUGGGGUGUAAAGCUGGUUCCGUCUGUGCCGUCGAACGCUGGAAAAGGCACGUGGACAGUGGUACCUGGGGCUGCGCCUGCUGCUCCCCUAAACGUACUGUUUUUUUUUUCGAAACUGAAGGCCCAAAAGAAUCUUUCAGUUGGUUCAGGUAAAAGGGGUUGGAGAAUUCAUGGUUCAGAGAAGAACCAGUUGGUUCAGGUACGGGUUGAAGAAUUUAUGGCGUCAGAGAAGAACGCUCAGGUUGUGAUUGUGGAAGGUUGUUUAUUCCGAAAAGGAAACGCGUGACAGGGUGUGUCAGCGAAUCUAGGGCAUCGUCAUGAAAAAACCGACUUCAUCUCCUUCUAACCGAAAAGGCCGAAAACGUUAUGAUUUACGUAUAUCCGAGAAUUGAUUUUUUUUGGGGUU